This is a messenger RNA of Lobosporangium transversale, 844 nucleotides long. RefSeq names its product RNA-binding domain-containing protein. The transcript is spliced from 3 exons. NCBI's taxonomy places the organism in Eukaryota, Fungi, Mortierellomycota, Mortierellomycetes, Mortierellales, Mortierellaceae. Gene Ontology annotation, biological process: mRNA cis splicing, via spliceosome. Gene Ontology annotation, cellular component: nuclear cap binding complex. The record is from RefSeq and is a predicted model, not a curated record. Bases 31 to 690 code for a protein of 219 amino acids. Gene Ontology annotation, molecular function: RNA cap binding.
CACGCAUAUACCUAAACUUUCACUUGCAAAAUGGCAUCCAUCGUUCAAUCGCUUUCAGUCCCCUCAACUUACAAGGAUCAGCAAUAUCAAGGCACGUCCACCCAAUUGGCACAAGAUUUAGCUAAUUCGACCACGCUCUAUGUCGGAAAUUUAUCCUUCUAUACUACAGAAGAACAGAUCUACGAACUGUUCUCCAAAUGUGGAGAAAUUAAACGCAUUAUCAUGGGACUUGACCGCAAUCAAAAGACUCCUUGUGGGUUCUGCUUUGUUGAAUACUAUCACCACUCAGAUGCGCUGGAUUGUAUGAAGUAUAUCAACAGCUCAAAAUUAGAUGAGCGUAUUGUCCGCUCAGAUUUGGACCAUGGAUAUAGAGAAGGACGUCAAUUUGGUCGCGGUCGAAGUGGUGGUCAAGUACGUGAUGAGUACAGAUUGGAGUUUGAUGCUGGUCGUGGAGGCUGGGGCCAUGUGCGUGCACGACAGGAGGCUGAACGUGAAAGGGAUCAAAAAGCGAAUUAUGAAGCCAUCACCACUAUUCCUGAAGGUGCUAAUCUCGAUUAUAAAGACCGCAAAGAAGCUGAAUCAAACACCAAAAGAUCCAGGGAUGAUGAUGAUGAUGAUGACGAUGAGCAGCAGCGCGCAAAAGCCAAUCCUCGGUUUAGAGAAGGUGAUGAGGAUGAUGAUGACGCAUAGAAGGAGAAAAAAAUAGUACGUGGUUUUUAGCGUUGUUCCCAUCUCUUAAAUUGCGAUAAUGUAUAUACACAUAGGUUCGAACAGCAAAGCAUCGCAAGCACAAUUAUUCUUCACUAGUUCUUCGUUUAAUCUUGCUCAAUAAAGAAAAAAAGAG